AUGUUGGAAGCGAAGCUCGAGCAGGCGGACAUCCUGAAGAAGGUCGUUGACGCCAUCAAGGACCUGGUCCAAGACUGCAACUUCGACUGCAAUGACUCUGGUAUCGCGCUCCAGGCCAUGGACAACUCUCACGUUGCCCUGGUCUCCAUGAUGCUCAAGGCCGAGGCCUUCUCUCCCUACCGAUGCGAUCGCAACAUCGCGCUCGGCGUCAACCUGACCUCGCUCACCAAGUCUGAGCCUCACAUUCGAGAACGGCAGGACCGUUUCAGCGAGUACGACCUCAAGCUCAUGGACAUUGACCAGGAGCACCUGGGCAUUCCCGAUACGGACUACGCCGCGACCAUCACCCUGCCCUCCAACGAGUUCAGGCGCAUCUGCGUGGACCUUUCCGCUAUGAGCGAGUCGGUCACUAUUGAAGCGAACAAGGAUGGCGUCAAGUUCUCGAGCAACGGCGACAUCGGCAAUGGCGCCGUCACCCUGCGCUCUCACCAGAACGUCGACAGCCCUCAGACCAACGUCGAGAUUGCGCUCACCGAGCCCGUCACCCUGACCUUCUCCCUCAAGUACCUUGUCAACUUCUGCAAGGCCUCAGGCCUCUCCACUUCCGUCAAGCUCUGUCUCUCCAACGAGGUGCCCCUGCUCGUCGAGUACCCGCUCACCGGCGAGGGCGGCAGCUUCCUGCAAUUUUACCUCGCGCCCAAGAUUGGCGACGAGGAGUAA
Messenger RNA from Verticillium alfalfae VaMs.102, 720 nucleotides. Its product is annotated as proliferating cell nuclear antigen. The coding region runs from base 1 to 720 and encodes 239 amino acids. The transcript has 5 exons. Gene Ontology annotation, molecular function: DNA binding; DNA polymerase processivity factor activity. NCBI's taxonomy places the organism in Eukaryota, Fungi, Ascomycota, Sordariomycetes, Glomerellales, Plectosphaerellaceae. The record is from RefSeq and is a predicted model, not a curated record. Gene Ontology annotation, cellular component: PCNA complex. Gene Ontology annotation, biological process: translesion synthesis; regulation of DNA replication; leading strand elongation.